This is a messenger RNA of Mirounga angustirostris (Northern elephant seal), 5320 nucleotides long. It is a transcript of the gene EEIG2, whose product is annotated as EEIG family member 2. NCBI's taxonomy places the organism in Eukaryota, Metazoa, Chordata, Mammalia, Carnivora, Phocidae. The transcript has 11 exons. The record is from RefSeq and is a predicted model, not a curated record. The coding region runs from base 134 to 1216 and encodes 360 amino acids.
CCCGCGCGCAGCUCGCGGCCCCGGCCAUGGGGCUGCGCGGGCCCGGGGCUCCGGCGAGCUGAGGCGGCGGCGCCGGCCCGCGCGCCCCUUGGGGCCGCCCCCGCACCCCGCUCGCCGGCGUCUGGCUCUCGUGAUGAUGAAGAAGAAGAAGUUUAAGUUUAAGGUGGACUUCGAGCUGGAGGAGCUCUCCUCGGUGCCCUUCGUCAAUGGGGUCCUCUUCUGCAAGAUGCGGCUGCUGGACGGCGGCAGCUUUUCCGCAGAGUCCCCCAGGGAAGUGGUGCAAGCAAACUGUGUUCACUGGAGGAAGAAGUUCUCAUUUAUGUGCAAAAUGAGUGCAAGUGCCACCACAGGCAUCCUGGAUCCUUGUAUCUACAGAGUAUCUGUGAGGAAGGAAUUGAAAGGUGGAAAAGCUUAUGCAAAGCUGGGCUUUGCAGAUCUAAACCUGGCAGAGUUUGCUGGAUCAGGAAAUACCACUCGUCGCUGUUUACUGGAAGGCUAUGAUACCAAAAAUACAAGACAGGAUAAUUCCAUUCUUAAAGUUUUGAUCAGUAUGCAGCUGAUGUCUGGUGACCCGUGUUUUAAAACGCCUCCUUCUACAUCGAUGUCUAUACCAAUUGCUGGUGAAUCUGAAACUCUGGAAGAAGACAGAAAAGGUGGAGAGACUCUCAAAAUCCAUCUUGGAAUAGCAGAUCUUUCGGCAAAGAGUGCCUCUGUUCCAGAUGAACUUGGUGCCUGUGGACAUUCUAGAACAUCAAGCUAUGCAAGCCAGCAGUCCAAAGUAUCAGGGUAUAGCUCGUGCCACUCCCGGUCAUCCAGUUUCUCUGAGCUCUGUCACAGGAGAAACACCUCAGUGGGAAGCACAUCAACGGGAAUUGAAAGCAUUCUAGAGCCGUGUGAUGAAAUUGAGCCAAAAACAGCUGAACCAAACCUUGAUCCAGCCAGCAAAGAAGAUACUGCUUCGGAACUGCUCACCAGAUGCCCAGUGAAGCAAGAUUCUGUAGAAUCUCAGCUGAAGCGAGUCGAUGACACCAGAGUGGAUGCAGAUGAUAUUGUGGAGAAAAUCCUACAGAGUCAAGACUUCAGCCUUGAUUCCAGUGCCGAAGAAGAAGGCCUGAGGUUAUUUGUGGGUCCUGGGGGAAGUACGACCUUCGGCAGCCAUCAUCUUCCAAAUAGGGUGGGGUCCGGAGCUUAUGAACAAGUUGUGAUCAAACGCUAGAAGUCAAGCUGGUGAACUGAAGCUUCCCUGGGGGGUUGAGACGUGGGCAGUCAAGCUGUCGAGGCACUUCAUUCAAGCACUUAGGAGAAAAUGAACAUAUUUUACAAAUGAAGCACGUUCCUCUAUUAAGAGGAAAGCCAACACCGAUUUCUUCUCGGAAAGUACCCACCACCAUCCUGUCCCACCCCCCGAAAGGGAACAUCAGAACUGUAGCAUCCAGGUGCUGGGCCACGUGUUGCCAGCAGCAGACGGCUUCCGCGGUCACUGCAUAGGAUAAUGAAAAGCCUGCUUUUUCUUUCAGAACCUCCAGGUGGGGAAAGCAACGCUAUACAUCUGAGUACAGCUCCGUACUGAAGUGUAAAACCUAUAGUAGAGGUGCUCAGCAGGUUUGGGCAGUAGUAAGUGAAUCAUUUGGACCCUAUAAAUUCUGUCAAGAUAGUUAUAACCUCUUAAGGAAAUCUCCCAGAUGCUAUCCUACCUACAGUAUUGUACUGCUUAGUAACUUUUCUUGAUUAAGUAAUUGAUAUAAAGUUUGGGUGUUCAUGUUUGGGGGAAAAUGUUAUACUACAAUUUAAAUGUGUAGAAUGCUUAAUUCUCACCGUAUCCGUCACAAAUGGAGUGUGUUUAAGUCUGAGAUAUGUGAAUGAGUGUAAUGCCAUUAUUUUGCAACACGUAUUGUUACUAGUUAAUGUUAGAUGAGCUGCAGAACUCUACUAGCGCUAUAGAUGAGAUUCAUGGUAAGUUUAAUAUUUAAUAGGUUAAGCUCCCAUAAGCACCUUAAGAGCUGUUCUAACUGAAUAAUAUCUGCUGGUUUCAGGAGUCAGAAUUCAGAACAGGAGGAAAAUUGUAGCAUGGUCAGAAACAGUGGCCUUUUCUGUGUAAGUUCAGACUUAUAUCUGAAACUGAAAAUUAUUCCAAGGAGGUGGCAGAUAAGACAGGGGACAGCUGCUUGACAUUACUGACAUGGACUCGUGGUUUUCUAUUUUAAACUCCGCACAAUGGGAUACUCUGUUUUUUCCUUUACUGUAACAGUAGUUGUUUUGAGACAGUAGACUAUAACAUAAUCCAAUAUAGCUUUAAAAGUAAGAAUAUCUGAUCUGGAUCCAGUUUAACAAGCUCAGCAGAUAGACCAUCUUUUUAUCAGGUGGGAAGUUUUUCUGGUCUUACAUGACAAGUUUUAAUGUUCUUGGAGUCACUCAGUCACUGAAGAAAAAUGCAGGUUCUAUAGAACCAGUAAUUCCCAGUCCUUACAUUCAAAACCGUGUGCAGAAAAAACACGAUACGUUAGAAUAACUUUCGUCUAGGUAUUUUUGUGUUGGCAAAGUCAGGGGAAAAUACACUAAGAAAAUAUUUCAAUGUCCAAAUGUGGAGAUCUGGAAAAAUUCUGAGUAGUUCGUGUUAGGGUUUUAGAUUUUUUUAACAUUCCAAGGAUUAGGUAUUCUAAAUUAACCCAGUUCUAUUGCAAAUAGAUAUUUUUAAAAAGGUGAAACCCCAUUUUAGAAUCUUUUGAAUGUUGAGAGAUAGAGUUUGAGUCAUUAGUAAUACUUUUGUUAUUUUAUUUUGACAAAGGAAAAAAAUUGACCUGACCAUUUUAGUCUAACCAAGGAAAACCGUUAGCUUAAGUGGUAAAGACUUGCUUGCUCUCUGUAACAAAGUGAGCUGAUCCACCAUUAUAUAUUAUUGGGGGGGGGGUCAAAGUUUUUAAUAGAGAUAUGAAACUAGUGUUUACAGAUAUUUAUGACAUGUUUUAAGAACAUAUUUUUCUAUUUUCAAAAUAUUUCUAGGCUAUAUUUUUUAUUGGCACUUCUGCAAAUAAUUUUGCCAUUUUGAAAAUGAUAAAAGCUAUCAAUUGUAAGCAAAGUUCAGUGAGGACAUUCUUCAGCUAUGUAAAAGGUCCUGUAAUCCAGGCAUUGCCCAUCUUAUCCUUGCCUGCCCUCGGCCUCCUGAUACCUUUAUACAAGACUGGCUCUCAGGAUUUAAAAGGAUAUAGAAAUAUUUUUUUAAAAAUGUGGAGAUCUUGAAAAGCAUAAAAAUCAUGCCCUCUAGGGCACCUGGGUGGUUCAGUUGGUUAAGCGACUGCCUUCGGCUCAGGUCAUGAUCCUGGAGUCCCUGGAUCGAGUCCCGCAUCGGGCUCCCUCUGACCCUCCCCCCCUCUCAUGUGCUCUCUGUCUCUCUCAUUCUGUCUCAAAUAAAUAAAAAAUCUUUAAAAAAAAAAAUCAUGCCCUCUAUAAUUUUAGCAACCACCAGGUACAUCUUGAUUUACGUAGUAGGAAGUCAUUUUAAUAGAAACACUGAUGAGGGAAAAGUCAGCAGAAGUCUGGAUUCCUUUUAUUUUGUGUGGCAUUGGUGGGCAUACUUUGCAAUCACAUUUAUUUACAGUCCCCUGGAAAUAUUCGUUAAAGUUUGUUUAAAUGUCUGCCUGGCUUUUCUGGUUUUUCUUAGAGCAUGUACUGUGUAGCUAUAUUUUAACGAUGUAGCUAUUUUUAAAAAUUGCUUUUUUUUUUUAAUUUGGGAAUUUUUAUUUUUUUUAAUUUUUAAAUUUGUUUUAUUGUGUUAUGCUAGUCACCAUACAGUACAUCAUUAGUUUUUGAUGUAGUGUUGCUUUUUAAAUACCAAGUGCACUUUUGGUUCCAUUUGGAGUUGAGAAAAUUAGAUUCGAAAAAUUAGAUCUUAAUAAAUUGGUCUUUAUUUAAAGUCAAAUUUCAAAUCACCCAGUCUUGGAGAAUUUGCAAAUGUAUAACAUUGUCUUUGUCUAAUCCUAUGCUAGAGAAAGAUUAAUGGUAUAUUAAAGCUAUUUAUUUGUGAUCAAAUAAGGAAGUCUUAAAUACCCUGUUUGGGGGAAAUACAGAGGCCGGUCCGAAGCCCACUUCCUGCAACUCGAGCUGGUAACUGAGACCAGAGAGGAUGUCGGGUAGCGGGCAGAGCAGCCCUGGGCCAUCAGUUUGCAUUUUGAUGGUUGACUCCCCUUUGAGGUGUGGAAGCCUUCCAUAUUCAGCAACUGUUGUGGAUUAGUACUUUAAAAUCUAAGUCUUGACCAAGAAUCCUAAAGCCCACCAUCCCAUUCCAGGAAAAUACCAUCAGAGAAAUGAUAUCCAAACUAGAUUCUUGCAUUUUGUUUUGCUUUUGCGGGAAAACUGUGAGCCAUCAAGGUCCACCACUUAGCCCAUUUGUUACUAGAAGGAAAACAAAUCUUCAGCUAACCUCCAACCAAAACAUAAGACAUUCAGAAGUAAUUUUAGACUGGGAUUGCCACGCCAACUAGACCACUUUGCAAACUCAAGCUGACAGUAUUAAAUAAGUGCUCUGAAGUGUUAGGCUACGUAAUACUUACAUAAUCAUAUAAUAGUGCUUAAAAGAGACUGGGCUUAUGUGAUGGGGUUGCAUUUUAUUUCAACAGGUCUAACUGGGACAGUUCAGAAAUUAUACUUGGUCAGUUCUCUUAAAUGGUACGUCAUGUGAAUAUAUUCAAGUACUGUAAUUGAAAUUAUUAAUGCCCCUUUCUGUGUUGGCUUAGGUACUAUGCAUAAUUUUAAUAGCUGAGAUGUUUAAGAAUAUAAAGUCUAAAAAUAUAAAGGAUGAAAUAAAUUUAAAGACUACUCUGGAAAUAAAGGCCUUAUUACCUUAGAUACAUGAUUUUUCAUAAGAGAAUAUAUACACAGUAUAUUUUAAAUAGUCAUGUGGGUGGUCUCUACUCCCUAUAUGACAAAGUGGCAAAAUUUUUUAUUUACAACAACAACAUAGUCUGCACUUACAAAUGUUUAUGUUCAUCUUAUAUAUAUAACAAAAUUCUCUUGCUGAUAUUCAUUGACCAAAUCCCAUGCAGAGGAAUACUUAGGAUAUAUUGUUUGAUUGUUUUUUGGAAAUACAUCUUAUUCUGGAAGUUGAUACAACUUGUGGGUAAUCAUGUAAAUGUUUAUGGAAAAAAAAUUGUUAUGGAAGUGAUUCCAUUAGUAUUGUUCUAAUACUUGGAAAAUGACCUUCAUACUUAUAUAUUUCUUUGACUGUACAACUAUAAAUCCAGGAAGUUUUUACCCAAAAAAAUUUAUUGUAUUUCUAAUAAUGUAAAGGUGAAUCUUUUACCUGUUCAAUAAAAAUCAUCUUAAA